GGCGUAUGUUAGCAGUCUCCCUCUUUUGGGCUUUGUUCUCUGAUUUCUGAGAUUAUCUCUUAGACUUGUGGGGCCUACGUUUAUCAAACACGUUUCCUAAUAAAUAAGUUUUCCACUUUCGAGACUUUUUAAUCGUUCUUAUCCUAAAUCUGAAAAAAUCCCUUCUGUUUGUUCAUCACCAAGAAACUUCUCUGUUAAUUUCUGGAGAUUAGAAGUACCUUUUCUCUGUCACUUUCUGAGAAAUUGUUUAAAGAAAAGUUUCAUUAUGUCUUCGUGUGGUAAUAUGGCGGUUCACCUUGAUAAGGAGCUGAAGCAUCUCUCGAUUGAAGAGGAAGACGAGCCCUUCGUACUUCCGGAUAGGCCAGAAUUCUAUGCUACAGAAAGGAACUCGUUAAGUAUCAUUGGAAGGCUCCUCAAUCCUCAGUGUCAAAGGAUGGCUGAUCUUAUCCUUGAGAUGCCUCGGAAGUGGAAGCUUUAUAACAGAGUGAGGGGAAUAGCUCUGUCUAAGGAAAGAUUCCAGUUUAUUUUCAAGUUUGAGCAUGACCUCCUCGAUGUUCUGAGCAAAGUUCACACCUUUGAUAAUUGGUCGAUCGUUUUGGAAAGAUGGAUAGAGAAGCCACCAGAGGAUUAUCUUCAAUAUCUUUUGGUGUGGGUUCAGAUGAGAAACAUACCAGUGAAUCACUACACUCCUGAAACAAUCUCGGCGUUGGGAGAAUUUGCUGGUGAGGUUGUUGAUGUUCCGUACGAUCCUGAGAAGGCGCAGGUGAAGGAUUAUGUGAGAGUUCUUGUUAAGUUUGAUGUAUCGAAACCGCUGAGAAGAUCCAAAAAAUUAACCUUGCCUGGUGGAGAGGUAGUUAACAUCUUGUAUGACUAUGAAAGGCUCCAAAAGAGAUGUUAUACUUGCCAGCGGUUGACUCAUGAACAAUCUUUCUGCCCUUGGAUUGCUAAAGGAUCAGGAUCAGCUUUGUUGGAAACCGCUUCAUCAGCAGAAAGCAAGAAUUCAGAAGUUUUAUUAUCUCUAAAGGAAAAUGAUCCGCUUUAUGGGGUUCUUUCUAGCAAUCUUUUGGGUUUGGAUCCUCCUUCUGGCAAGCCUAAGAUAACUAAGGAGGUUCUUGAUGGUAUGAGGCAGUAUUUGUUAGCGGCUGAGGGUCAGGAGAGACUAGCUAGAGAAGACAGAGUGAGGAAAUCCAUGGAAGAUUUGAUUAAUGAUCCUCUUGGCCAGAAAAUCUAUCUGAGAUUGGAGCAACCCCCGGUUUUGUCCUCUAAUCUCGAUAAAGGGAAGGGUGCAGUGUUUGAUUUCAGCGCUCAGACUUUUCCUCAGGCAACGCAAGGGAAGCUUAUGGCGAAUGCUAUCUCUGCUGGUUCUAAAACCUUGCAAUUAGGGAAGGUCGUUUCUAUGCCUCAUUCCUUAAAGCGACCGUCUGAUGUGACUCAGUCUGAGGUUCCUUUGGAAAGUUCAACGGGCUAUAGUGUUGGUAUCUGUGAUACUGGUACGUCCGGGACUCUUCCUAAGAAACCGAGACAGAGAAGAAGGCCAGGAACAUAUGCGAGAAAGGCUGCUGGAAAGAAGGUUGUUCAAGCUUUAACUGAAGGGACUAAAGAGGUUGGGGAAGGUGUUAUCUCUGAAGGAAAGAGGAAGGCACGUGAUGAUGUCGAGCCAUCUCAAAGCUCUGCAAGGUUUAAGAAACCAUUGGUGGUCCCGGAUGAGGGACUACCCAGCGUCUAAAUGGCUAUAAUGAGUUGGAAUUGCCAAGGCCUGGGCCGUGCACAGGAUUUGGUGAUUCCU
Messenger RNA from Brassica rapa (field mustard), 1786 nucleotides. RefSeq lists its product as uncharacterized. Lineage: Eukaryota; Viridiplantae; Streptophyta; Magnoliopsida; Brassicales; Brassicaceae. The record is from RefSeq and is a predicted model, not a curated record.